UCCCACGAAUUGCGAACGACGCUUGACACCGAGAUGAGCGUGAUAGAGGGACAUAUUGAGGAAAUGCGGCGAGCUCGCGAUCGUCUGAAAGCCGCUCUGGUCAGACAGACGCCGGUGGCAGAAGAAAAGGCUCGAAUCAUAGAGCGGCUCGAAAAUUUGCUCAACAAAUCCGAAACAGCCGUUCAAACCGCCCAGAAAGCUGUGAGAAACGCUAAGCAGCAACUGGAAGAUCUCAAAGGUAAGGCUUUUAAGCAUACUUUGAGCUGCACAACUUGGCACAUUGGCGCCUAUCGUAUGAUUGAGUCUCGUGUCUCUAAGGUCGGCCACACCACUUGGCUCUUCGAUGCACUAUGUGGCAGUGUUGAAGUUAAAGCACUAGGCGAAACGGCACCCACAUUUCUGAACAAAAGAUGCAAAUCUACUUGA
Hydatigera taeniaeformis is the source of this 426-nucleotide messenger RNA. The record is from the annotation of a GenBank genome assembly. NCBI's taxonomy places the organism in Eukaryota, Metazoa, Platyhelminthes, Cestoda, Cyclophyllidea, Taeniidae.